This is a messenger RNA of Pelobates cultripes (western spadefoot toad), 3251 nucleotides long. Lineage: Eukaryota; Metazoa; Chordata; Amphibia; Anura; Pelobatidae. The record is from the annotation of a GenBank genome assembly.
AUGAAACUGGCUGAGGCCAUACAUACUUUUAUAGACGGUGAACUACAACUCCCGCUGUCCUUUGCGGGUAAGCGGCGGCUUGUCCAGGAACUGAGCUGGGAAAAAGGCCUCGGACAGGAAGUGGGAUCUCGGUCUGUAAAUAUCACAAUAUUCGGGGGGGGCUUGCUGUGUGUUUUAUACAAUAUAGUGUGUGUAAUAGUGUAUUCAUUCUCUGUGUGUGUAAUAGUGUAUUCAUUCUCUGUGUGUGUGUGUGUGUAAUAGUGUAUUCAUUGUGUGUGUGUGUGUGUGUGUGUAAUAGUGUAUUCAUUCUGUGUGUGUGUGUGUGUGUGUGUAAUAGUGUAUUCAUUCUCUGUGUGUGUGUGUAAUAGUGUAUUCAUUCUCUGUGUGUGUGUAAUAGUGUAUUCAUUGUGUGUGUGUGUGUGUGUGUGUGUGUAAUAGUGUAUUCAUUCUCUGUGUGUGUGUGUGUGUGUGUAAUAGUGUAUAAUCAUUCUGUGUGUGUGUGUGUAAUAGUGUAUUCAUUCUCUGUGUGUGUGUGUGUGUGUAAUAGUGUAUUCAUUCUCUGUGUGUGUGUAAUAGUGUAUUCAUUCUCUCUGUGUGUGUGUGUGUGUGUAAUAGUGUAUUCAUUCUCUGUGUGUGUGUAAUAGUGUAUUCAUUGUGUGUGUGUGUAAUAGUGUAUUCAUUCUCUGUGUGUGUGUAAUAGUGUAUUCAUUGUGUGUGUGUGUAAUAGUGUAUUCAUUCUCUGUGUGUGUGUAAUAGUGUAUUCAUUCUCUGUGUGUGUGUAAUAGUGUAUUCAUUCUCUGUGUGUGUGUAAUAGUGUAUUCAUUGUGUGUGUGUGUAAUAGUGUAUUCAUUCUCUGUGUGUGUGUAAUAGUGUGUGUGUGUGUGUGUGUGUGUAAUAGUGUAUUCAUUCUCUCUGUGUGUGUGUGUGUGUGUGUGUGUGUAAUAGUGUAUUCAUUGUGUGUGUGUGUGUAAUAGUGUAUAAUCAUUCUGUGUGUGUGUGUGUAAUAGUGUAUAAUCAUUCUGUGUGUGUGUGUGUGUAAUAGUGUAUAAUCAUUCUGUGUGUGUGUACUGUUAGUCUUUAUAAUCAGCGAUACAAUGUUUAUUUUAUCUGUUACAUUGUAUAUAGUGUGUGUGUACUGUCAUACAAUAUAGUGUGUGUCAAUGGGAAAUGCUUCAAAGGUUUUUCUUCUUUUUUUUUUCUUCUUUUUGUUUAAUAGCCGCCUUUUGAAUCAACGGCGAAAGUAGAUGUGAGGCAGAACUUGAUGGAUACAUUUCUCAUUUCAGUCUCUGUAACUGUAAAGAAGUCACAAUAGAUUGACUUAUUAGUGCUGCUAGUUAAAUGCCCAGUAUGUUUAGGAUUUUUAUUUUUGGUAAUCCUACCCUUAAUCGUAUGCUUACAGAUACUCUAACCCAGGAUUAAGCCUUACCCUUCACUAAGAACCCUACACCGACCCUAACUCAGAGGAAUUCCCUCUGCUAACUUCAGUACUCACAUCGGCAGAAAUAUUUACCAGCUCAUCCAGUACAGAGCACUCUGUGAGAUUGCAGCAUGAGAGGGAGAUCUCCUUCAUGCGGUCCCUGUUGCUCACAUAUUGAUCCGUGCUGGACAGCAGGCACACCCCAGACCUGAUCACUGUCAGCAGGGGGCAUGCAGGGAGGGUGUCUACCAUUUUAGUAGAACAUGAUAUAAUCACUUUGGGACAGAAUUGGUCAGUCCUGGUGGUCACUUUGAGCCCUGGAGACCCUAUAUUUGGCCUCAGCUGACAGAGGGGCAUUAUUGAUUGAUACCUGGUUCUCCUCAGUGCGAGCAAGGAUUUAACCCUACUCAUAUCAAAACUGCAGGACAUUCCAUGCCAUCCUAACUGCUUUAGAGAAAUUAUUUGUGUGCCGAUAUUUUCCGCUCUAACUACGUGAAGGGGUUAUUCCAAGAGAUUCACUUAUUCCUGCCAUCUAUUUAUCCAUGUUAAGCUCUUGGCAGAGCCGCAUUUUGCGCAUGGGCAGUCUGCAGUUCAGCUCUCUCUCAUGGGAGGAAUUGUGCAAACAAUUAUGAUUUUGGAAAGAGUCUAAGUAAAGGACCACUAUAGGCACCCAGACCACUUCAGCUCAAUGAAGUGGUCUGGGUGCCAGGUCCCCCUAGUUUUAGCCCUGCAGCUGUAAACAUAGCAGUUUCAGAGAACUUGCUAUGUUUACAUUGAGGGUUAAUCCAGCAUUGAAAAUCGCAUUGAACUCACGCUGGAUGUCCAUAGGAAAGCAUUGAGUAAUGCUUUCCUAUGGGCACUUUGAACGCGUGCGUGGCUUUCGAAGCUGACAUCGGCAGGGGGUGGCAUAGGUCACCAGCGCAGAGGGAGCCCGGCGCUGGAUUAAGGUAAGUAGCUGAAAGGGUUUUAACCCCUUCAGUCCAGCGGGAGGUGGGUUCCGAGGGAGGGACCUAAUAACCCGAUAGUGCCAGGAAAACAAGUUUGUAUUCCUGGCACUAUAGUGCUCCUUUAAGGUGUAUUGCAAAAUUUACUUUAGUUUUAACUAUAUUAUAUUUGAAGUAUUGUUUACAGAGCUAAUUUUACAACUGGAGACUUUGUUGCCAAUCUGGCCUCUGUUUAUGCCAGUGGCAAGUAGCCUUUUUUAUUAACGUUAACAUCUGUUUUGAAUAAAAACAGCGAGGGUUCUCUACAAAGAGCACUUCUAGUGCAAAGUCCUGAAAACCAAAUGGAGCAGUUGCCAUGGACACCAUUAUGCUGACGUUGUUAAGUAGAAUCUUGUCCCAGAAUUCAUUGUUAUGAAGUUGGAAAUGUCAUAGAAAUAAAGUCACCAUGUAGCUGGGACACAGGCUUCUUUUGAACAAUAUCUGUGGUUUACACUUGAGGGCCAUUCUUUUACUUGACAGUGUUUGGACUUUCUCAUUCCUUGACUGUUGUGCCAGCUGGGAGUCUGCUUGAGUGAACCAUACCAUCGGGUUAUAUGUAUUUGUGUAGUGAACCAUACCACGCAUAGAACUAACUUGGGAACUACAUUUCACAAUGCCUAGUCAGACUAAUGCAUUUCACUAACACCUGCUGUCGAGAACACAUUUUGCUUUUGCUUUACCAAUUAUUGGUAAAAACACAGACCUGAUUUGCCGGUAAUUUCAAAUAGUCAUUAUUUCUGUAAUAACGGACUGUCUUUAUUUAUUUCAGUAUGCACGAACAUAGACUCAUUGGAAGAUCACAUCUGCUGCUAUUCCUCACAUUUGUGGCCAAACUGAGAGGUGACAUUUAA